Molecule: messenger RNA, 2114 nt
Organism: Chara braunii
Lineage: Eukaryota; Viridiplantae; Streptophyta; Charophyceae; Charales; Characeae
Source: the annotation of a GenBank genome assembly
AGUCAGUCARUAGGUCAGUGUGUCCGGGUAGGUCUACGUGGUGAGGAGUGGGACCCCUSUCGUGCACCAACACCACGAUGGAUGACUAUCCGAUGUAUGGGCUACUUGCGGGGUUCUCCCUCUGGGGGACCCUCUGGCGUCUCCUCUUUCCUCUGGGCUUUUGGCCCACUCUCACGUGUAGAGUAGGGCCCACUCGUGGUGGGACUUCCACCACCCCUUACACGAAGGAGGAGAAGGAGAAGAUGGCCGCCGUUCUGCAGGAGAAGAAGGAGAAGAAGGAGGCCAAGAAGAAGGCCUUGAAGGAGGAGCAGGCGGCCAAAUUAAAGAAGAUGGAAGAAGAGAUGGCCAGGGAGAAAGAGAAGUUGAAAAAGGAAGAAGAAGAGAAGCUGAAGGAGGUGGAUGAAGAAGAGGAAGGACCGCCACUGCAAAGGAGUAGUGGGCAGCCCAGUAGUACUACCGGUGGAGACUUAGAGAAGAGGAUAUCUGAAUGGGUUGCCAACCUGACUGUGGGAGAAGAGGAAGAGGUUAGUAUGUACAUCCCGCAGGAUCAGCAAGAAGCCGCCAUGAAGGCUUGGGAGGCAGAGAAAGACCCUCUGAAACGUCAAGCAUUGGAAGACAAGAAGAGGAUGGAAUGGAAAUUAGCGGUAAUGCGGGAGAAGAAGAGGAGAAUUGAUAAGGCAGCGGAGGCGGCAGAGGCCUUAGAGGAAGUGAAGAAUAUAGAGGCGCAAUUAGCCGCCCAGCCCGAUCUCCCAAAUCAAAUGCGAGUCAUAGCUCGAAGCGUUGCAUGCCUAGCACGGGUUCAGGCAGACCAAUAUGACUUUAGCAGAAGCCAGGACAUAGCGGUGCGCUCGAUACGGUUGGGCUUUCGAGACUUUGCUCGUGAGCUGGUAGGCGCCGUUGGAUUCGAGACUAGUGGAGAAUUGUGGUUGCAUGUGCGCGUCGUCUUCUAUAACUACUACAAGCAAAAUCACGAUGAAGAUGAUGAUAAUCCUCCACCAGAAGUCCCAACAAACAUUCGCCAGCUAUUAGAUCGAUUCCCUGAAGUUUUGGUCGAACCUCGUAAAGUUCCCGAGCGUCCGGUCAAACACAAAAUCGAAAUAAUAGAGGGAAGUGUUCCUCCAAAGGGCUGCGUCUACCGUAUGGGACAAGGCGAGUUGGAGGAGUUGAGGAGGCAGAUUGAUGACAUGAUAGACCGUGGAUGGAUUAGGCCUAGUGAGUCUGAGUUUGGUGCACCUGUCCUGUUUGUGCCAAAGAAAGGAGGCAAACUCCGGAUGUGUAUUGACUAUCGUGGCCUCAACCGAAUCACCCGAAAGAAUGCUUAUCCUUUGCCUCGCAUAGAUGAUCUGCUAGAUGCGGCAGGUGGGUGCAAGGUCUUCUCCAAGAUCGACCUCAAGUCUGGUUACCACCAGAUUGAAGUUGAUCCGAGUGACCAGCACAAAACUGCAUUCAAAACACGCGAUGGGCUGUACGAAUUCAUCGUUAUGCCCGUCGGUCUUACGAAUGCACCGGCCACAUUUCAGUGCCUCAUGGACAAGGUACUUCGCCAUCAACUCAACACGUUUGUGGUUGUGUACCUUGAUGAUAUCCUGAUCUUCAGCAAGUCCAUGGAAGAGCACGUCAAGCACCUUGAGGAGGUCUUGCAAGUCCUCAAGGAGGCAUAGUUGCACCUCAACUUAGAAAAAAUCUGAGUUUGGAAGGGACAGCGUCAUCUAUCUUGGGCACCGGUUGUCUGCAAACGGCCUUGAGCCGGAGGCAACCAAGGUUAAGGUCAUCCGAAAGUGGCCUCAACCAGCAAAUGUACGCGAGCUGCGUUCUUUCCUGGGUUUGGCCUCAUAUUACCGAAAGUUUGUGCCCAAAAUUUAUGUCAUUGCUCACCCACUCUCAAGACUAACAAGUAAGAAUGUUGCCUAUGCGUGAUGUGAGAAGUGUGAGACUGCGUUCCAAACCUUGAAAGAGGCAUUGGUGAGUCAUCUUGUGCUCCGCAUUGCGGAUCCCAACCUCACAUUCGUAGUCACUACAGACGCGAGCCAGUUUGGGAUUGGUGCAGUGCUGCAACAAGAUGAUGGUGAUGGCCUGCGUCCGCUCGAAUAUUACAACAAACGCAUGCCCAACCA